This is a messenger RNA of Amaranthus tricolor (Joseph's coat), 588 nucleotides long. RefSeq names its product protein TIC 214-like. Lineage: Eukaryota; Viridiplantae; Streptophyta; Magnoliopsida; Caryophyllales; Amaranthaceae. The transcript has a single exon. The record is from RefSeq and is a predicted model, not a curated record. The annotation marks the transcript as partial. Gene Ontology annotation, cellular component: membrane.
UUUUUAAUUGAUACAACCACAGCAUAUGCGUUUACUCAACCAAUUUCAAAAAGAAUAAACGAAAUAAGAAAAAAAGUUCCUCGUUGGUCACACCAAUUAAUUAACGAGCCCGAACAAUAUGAAAGAGCACUUGAAAAAGACGUGGUGCUGGAUUAUGAAAUCCGCACAAGGCAAUCGAACCCUGUAGUGAUUUAUACGACUAAGCAAGAUAAUAACGAUGCAGACGAAGUGGAUUUGACACAGUAUGCCCAACAAUCUGAUUUUCGUCGAGAUAUAAUCAAAGGUUCCAUGCGUGCUCAAAGACGUAAAAUUCUUAUUUUGGAAUUGUUUCAAGCAAAAGUACAUUCGCCACUUUUUUUCAACCGAACAAAGGAAGCCUCUUUUUAUUCUGUGUAUGUUGUUACACUUAUUAGACGAGUUCAAAGGUAUAUGAGAAAAAAACCAGAAAUUCCACUUUCUCAACAGGAAAAAUUAAAGGAACAAGAAGUAAAGAAAGAAGAAUUAGCGGAAAAAAAAUUAGAAGAAUUUCUAUUAACGCAAAAGGAAGAAAAAAGCAAAACUAGAAGAAGAUAAACAAAUAAAAGUAGC